CCAUUGGGAAUGUGAGUGCUCCCGCCUUGGGGGCUGGCUUCUCUGAGUCCCGGGAGAGACUGGAGGAGCUCCCAGCCAUGGAAACCCCUGGGGAACCAAGAACAGGCCCCCUCGGAGCCCCCUACCCAGCCAGCUUCGCUUCUGGGCACCUGGAGAGAGAAAAGUUAGUGAAGUUGGAAGGGCAGCCCCGGUGGGGUGGGGUGGAAGGUGGGGAACCCGAGCUGGGUCUGUCCCAGGGCCAAGGAGGGGGAGACGGUUGGGCAAAUCCCUGCUCAGGUCUGGUGCCCCCACCCCGCACCCCGGCCAGGCCAGCCCAGGACCCGCGGUACGAUGUGCCUGGUGCCGGCGGGGUGCAGGCAGGUGGAUCGCAGCGGCCAGGGCGCACCGUGAGCCUGCGGGAGCGCCUGCUGCUCACCCGGCCCGUGUGGCUGCAGCUGCGGGCCAACGAGGCCGCCGCACUGCACGUGCUGAGGACCGAGCCCCCCGGGACAUUUCUGGUACGGAAGUCUAACAGUCGCCAGUGCCAAGCCCUGUGCGUGCGGCUGCCCGAGGCCAGUGGCCCCUCCUUCGUCUCCAGCCACUGUAUCCAGGAGACCGCACGGGGCGUCUCCCUGGAGGGCUCAGACCUUGUGUUCCUAGACCUGGUUCAGCUGAUCUGUGCCUACUGCCACACCCGGGACAUUCUUCUCCUCCCGCUUCAGCUCCCCAGAGCCAUCCGCCAGGCAGCCACCCACAAGGAGCUGGAAGCCAUCUCCCAUCUGGGCAUGGAGUUCUGGAGCUCCUCCCUCAACACCAAGGCUCAGCUAGGCCCAUCGGAAGGCCCCCCACUGCCCCGGCUGAAGCCCCGGCCCCCACAAGAGCUGGACCAGGGCACCGGAGCUGCCCUGUGUUUCUUCAACCCCCUGUUCCCAGGGGAUCUGGGCCCCACCAAGCGGGAGAUAUUCAAGAGGAGCUUCAAAGUGCGUGUGUCCACGGAGACCUCCAGCCCCCUGUCUCCCCCAGCUGUGCCGCCUCCCCCAGUUCCGGUGUUGCCAGGGACAGCCCCCAACCAGACAGAAAGGUUGCCCCCUCGCCAGCUGCUACGGAGGGAGAGCUCGGUAGGGUACCGUGUGCCAGGGGGCACAAGCCCCAGCCUCCCGCCGCUGCCCUCCCUCCAGGAGGUGGACUGCGCCUCCCCCAGCAGCUCAGAGGAGGAGGGGGUGCCGGGGUCCCAGGGGAGCCCAGCGACCUCACCCCACCUGGGCCACCAGCGGCGGCGGCGACCCCUGCUUCGGUCCAUGAGCGCUGCCUUCUGCUCCCUGCUAGCGCCUGAGCGGCAGGUGGGCCGGGCAGCUGCGGCGCUGACGCAGGACAGACACACGGCCGUGGGACAGCUGGUGCAGGACCUGCUGACCCAGGUGCGUGCCGGCCCCGAACCCCAGGAGCUGCAGGCCGUCCGCGAGGCCCUGAGCCGGGCCCGAGCCAUGCUGAGCGCGGAGCUGAGCCCGGAGAAGCUGCUGCCACCAGACAGGCUGGAACACGUCCUGGAGAAGUCGCUGCACUGCUCAGUGCUCAAGCCGCUGCGGCCCAUCCUGGUGGCCCGCCUGCGGCGCCGGCUUUCAGCCAACAGCUCCCUGGGCCGCCUGGCUGAAGGCCUCCGCCUGGCCCGGGCCCGGGGCGCCAGCGCCUUCGGGUCCCACUUAAGCCUGCCCUCCCCAGUAGAGAUGGAGCAGGUACGUCAGAAGCUGCUACAGCUGCUUCGCGCCUACUCACCCAGCGCCCAGGUCAAGCGGCUCCUGCAGGCCUGCAAGCUGCUCUACACAGCCCUGAGGACCCAGGCGGGGGAGGGCGCGGGGGCCGACGAGUUCCUGCCAUUGCUGAGCCUCGUGCUGGCCCACUGUGACCUUCCUGAGCUGCUGCUGGAGGCCGAGUACAUGUCAGAGCUCCUGGAGCCUGCCCUGCUCACCGGAGAGGGUGGCUACUACCUGACCAGCCUCUCGGCCAGCCUGGCCCUGCUGAGUGGCCUGACCGAGGCCCACACCCUGCCCCUGAGCCCCUCGCAGGAGCUGCAGCGCUCGCUUAGCCUCUGGGAGCAGCGCCGCCUGCCUGCCACCCACUGCUUCCAGCACCUCCUCCGCGUAGCCCAUCAGGACCCCAGUAGUGGCUGUACCUCCAAGACGCUGGCCGUGCCCCCAGGAGCCUCGAUUGCCACGCUGAACAAGCUCUGUGCCACCAAGUUCCGGGUGACCCAGCCUGAUACUUUUAGCCUCUUCCUGUACAAGGGGCAGGACUACCAGCGUCUGCCCCCUGGAGCCCUGGCUCACAGGCUCCCCACCGCCGGCUACCUCGUCUACCGCCGGGCAGAGCAGCCCAAGACCCCAGGGGCCUCACCAGGGGCUGCCACAGGGGAGAGCAGUGGGGGGCCAGAGGCAGGGGACAGGGAGGAGGAGAAAGGGGGCUGGGGAACUGGGGACACCAAGGCCAAAACCAGCCCCAGGGAUGGCAGGGGAGAAUCUGAGACAAUGGCCGAGGGGGCCGAGGGCCAGACCAGGGGCGCUGCUCAGCCAAGGGGGCUGGAGACUGAAGAGAGCCAGGCCACAGAGGAAUAGCUGGGAGUGGGCAGAAGGGCCGCGUGGGGCAGGAAGCUCGGAGCCUGCUGGGACGGCCUUGCAGAGUAUCAGCCUCGCCGGCCCAGGCCACAGCCCCCAGAGCCUCCCUGACUCUGCUCCCUGUCUGCUGCCACCUCUGACCCUCUAGCACACCGAUCACACCUGUUGGCCAUGUCCAGGGCACUUGGGUGAAGUCCAAGGGGUCUGGGGGGCCCAGAUGAAGGUUCUUGGCCUCUCCUCCUGCUCCCCCAGCUGGAGGCCAGGCAGCCCACAGUGAGGAGUGUGUCCAGCAGGGGAGAAAUCCACCAGGGGCCCCAGCUCUGGCGGCAGUGGGGAGGGGUGGGUGGUUCAAGACCUGGAAAGGCCCCACCAAUUUCCAGGUGUCAGGAGGAUUCAGAGAAGCAGCAAGGCCUCAGGCCUCAGUCCUGCCCACACCACCUGCAGAACAAGCACCUCCGAACCUCAGUGUCCUCGCCUAUAAAGUGGGGGUGCUACCGCUGCCCUGUCGUCUUCCAGAAGCCUUCCAUGGCUCAGAAUAGAUGGUUUUGUUGCAGAGCAGAGCACAACUAGGGAAAGGGGAAAGAGGUUGAAUAUUAGCAAAACCCCCAGCUUGCAUAUACACACACCUCUCCGAGGGUCCAUUCUCCACCCUCACCUAAGGGAGAGGUUCUCCAGGCGGCCCUGGGGGACAUCCAGGGGGUCAGGCUCAGCCAAGGGAGCACUCCUGUUCCAGUCUUUCCCCAAGAGAAGAAGUCCUCCCAGGCACGCUGCUGUCCCCGGGGAAGUGGACAGGUGAGACAGCCUUCUGAAAUGGAAUGAGGACUCGGAAACUGUCUCUUCCGCACUGAUGUCUCUUGGACCUCACAAGAGGUUUUCAGGAGACAGGGUCUGAUUUAUUACCCACCGAUGCUGGGGAAAGUGACUCCUAAGACGUCAUACAGCGGACCAUUAGACCAAACCAGGAGUCAGGUUCCAACUAUGCCUUGUAUUCUAAGCCACCAAUAAACUAAUGCUCAGCGAUAAAGAA
This is a messenger RNA of Capra hircus (goat), 3615 nucleotides long. RefSeq names its product Ras and Rab interactor 1 (gene RIN1). The transcript has 9 exons. The record is from RefSeq and is a predicted model, not a curated record. Lineage: Eukaryota; Metazoa; Chordata; Mammalia; Artiodactyla; Bovidae. Gene Ontology annotation, cellular component: cytosol; endocytic vesicle. Gene Ontology annotation, molecular function: guanyl-nucleotide exchange factor activity; small GTPase binding. The coding region runs from base 78 to 2588 and encodes 836 amino acids. Gene Ontology annotation, biological process: signal transduction; vesicle-mediated transport.